AUGGCCACAAAGAAGAAAAAGUCCCACAGCAUCAAAGGAUUCCGUGGCUCGCAGGAAAGCCACCAUGCUUCUACCAAUGACGCGAUACGAUUGAGACCAGAAAAUGUCGGCGCACUCGUUCACGAUGAAAGCGACACAAUAUCGUACAGAGUUUAUCUAACGCAAAAUGUGAUCAAGGCCAGUGAAAUGAUUGACAUUCUAACGACACAAAACGUGCCACAGUUAAAGGUACUUCCACCGCGCAUUUACCGAAACUUAAAUGUGGAAGCUGUCCAAGACAGUGUGGCGGCUGAAAAGGAAGAAAUAAGCAGACUAGAGACGCUACUUCAAAAUCAUAAAUUUGAGAUGCCUCUGGGGUUUGCAAAAUUGAGUGAGAUGUCAGCUGCUUUGGUCGGAGAAGACGUCAAAUGCGAAUCGAUGGCCGCGAUAGAGAAAGAAUACAUGGCCCAGUUUGGGAAACGUCUCCAAAAUGAUCGGGUUGUGGUUCAUUAUAAGCAGUUUCCGCAAUUACGUGGUGAUCUGUCUGAGGCAUCAGCCGAUUAUUGGGAGAAACGCCGCGAGAUCGUGGCCAAGCAAAAGGAGGAGGAAGCCAAACUAAAGGCUGUACAAGAACAGGAGGAGGAACUAAAGAGGCAAGAGGAAGAAACUGCUAGGCUGCGACAGAGGCAGGAGGAAGAGGCAAUGUUCUCGGAUCCUUUCGGUCAGCAACAGCAGCAGAACAAUCAGCAGAUUCCCGGCGGAGUGAUGGCAUACAGUGGAAGCGGUGUUGAGAGCCAGCAACAGCAGACCGACGCUUCCCAACAAGGGAUUUUGGGCUCAAUAUUUGGAGACAUGAAUGGGGAAAAUUUUAAUAAUGGGUUUGAAGAUGAGUUCGGUGAGUUGGACACCGCCUUUUUCUAG
Lachancea dasiensis is the source of this 900-nucleotide messenger RNA. The record is from the annotation of a GenBank genome assembly. NCBI's taxonomy places the organism in Eukaryota, Fungi, Ascomycota, Saccharomycetes, Saccharomycetales, Saccharomycetaceae.